Molecule: messenger RNA, 1579 nt
Organism: Priapulus caudatus
Lineage: Eukaryota; Metazoa; Priapulida; Priapulimorpha; Priapulimorphida; Priapulidae
Product: ADP-ribosylation factor-like protein 2-binding protein
Exons: 8
Coding region: 15-548 (177 amino acids)
Biological process (GO): positive regulation of tyrosine phosphorylation of STAT protein; maintenance of protein location in nucleus
Cellular component (GO): mitochondrial intermembrane space
Source: RefSeq, a predicted model, not a curated record
UAGGUAUAAACAACAUGGCGACUGGAAGUGGAGAUGCCAAUGUCGAUGAUUUGGCAUUCUCUGAAGUUAUCGCUGUUUCAAGCUCUUCCGCGGAGGACCAGCAAUUUGACACAGUGAUCGGGCACAUGGAAGACAUUAUCAUUGAUGAAAGGUUCCGACAGCUGCAAACUACGUUUAUGGAGGAGCACUACAGAGAGUUUGAUGAUUCAGAGGAAAACAAGUUCAGCUACACGGAUAUAUUUCGAGCAUAUAAUACAUUAUUAGAGAAUUUCAUCCAGGAAUCAUUGAUACAGCGGUUACCCAAUUUCUCCAUGGCAGAUUUCAUCAGGCAAUUACAGAUGCGUAGAGAUGAACUGGAUGGUGAAGUUUUUGAGAUCUUGCUAUCCUUCUCCGACUUUCUGGCAUUCAAAGAAGCGAUUCUUGAUUUUAAAUCGGCAAAAGAGGGUAGAACAGUAGAUCUAAGCUCUGGUAUUAGCAUAACGUCAUCCAACCACGGAGUGCCAUCUAUGGACGAAUUGUGUAACAACUCUCCAGGGUCAUUUAACUAACUCGGUUUCUCAGGUACAGUGUCAAGCCUCCUAGAGUCAUGGUUUUGGUGAUAUUGUUGUUGAUCCCGUAAAGUAUGAGCGAGAGAGAGCCAGAAGUUAUCCAUACAAUGCCCAGGACACAAAGGCUCUGCUGGUUUAAUCUGAUCAUCAAGCAUGCAAGAUUCGACCUUUACAGGGAAUUUUGCAUAAUCACCGAUGCUCAUGCCACGUGAAGUUACCUGAUAACACCAGAUGGUACCUUGUGUCACCAACCCUAGAUGAUAGAAAUCCUAAAACCAGAUCUCUGUGAUUAAAUCAAGGCUUGACAACAUUGUGUACUUCGAGAGCAUAUUGUAUAUAUAUAUAUAAUGUUUGUAACUCAUAAAUGCUAUUAUUCCAUCCCAUAAAGCGGUUUCUUGCCAAACGUAACUAUUCACUUGUAAUACAGGGUGCAAAACAGAUAUGUGCAAUAUUUCCUCAUAAAUCCCACAAAUAGUGAAUUUGAUGGAGGGUGACUAGUUGUUGAACCGUGGGCGAGUACCAUCUGGGUGGGAAUUUUUUUUACAUAUCUAAAAGAUAUUUGAUCAUAAGAUGUGAUUAUGGUUUUCUUGUAUGAAUGUAAAAUCAUCGUAUGUGUGUUAUUAUGCAGUGACACCAAUAAUAUAUCCAACCAUAGACUGGUUACUCAACAUGUACCCCGCAGGUACCAGUCCUUGGCUAGAGUAAGUACACACAGCAAACACCAUCAUAUCACAUACACGUGUGAUAUGCAGGUCUAAUACGGUCGGUAGUGAGUUGACCAGUGCUGGCCAGCUGAACAUGAAACCAACAUGCUAUAUGGAUAAUAGAAUCAAUUCUAUAAACGAAUGUCAUAUGACGCUAAUGUGACGUAUUGUGAAAGACUUAGAUACACAGUUAUUCUCAGUAGAAAUUGCUUAAAUUGAUAGGGCUUUUCUUCCAUCUGUGUGCAUUUGUACUGCAGGGGACUAAACAGUGAGUUCCAACAAUUGAAGUCUUUUAACAAUAAUACACCAUAUUGAUAUGUAAAGAUA